This is a messenger RNA of Cuscuta europaea, 1856 nucleotides long. The record is from the annotation of a GenBank genome assembly. Lineage: Eukaryota; Viridiplantae; Streptophyta; Magnoliopsida; Solanales; Convolvulaceae.
UAGCCGGGACAUAUUAACUCAUACGGAGCAUUAACGAAAUAUAUAGGAGAUUCCAAAUUCUCCUCCACUCUUAAGGACUUCUCUUCUAUUAGGACUUUUACUCUGCCUGGUUUUGGGAUCCAAACUCUUCAAUCACGGUGUAUAAAUAUCAACCCAACUGGUUCCCUUCUGCAUCUCCAUCUUUUAGUCCAGACAGUCCGUAAAAGCUCAACCGAAAUUCUUGACGGCCUAAAGCUUGAUCGACGUCCUUGAAGCCGCACAGUAAUAGGUGAGUUUCUUUUCCAUUCUUUCUCUAUUCAGCUUUUUUUCUUUUACCGUAUCGCAGGAGAUAUCAUGAAGAGGCAAAGCUGCACAAGAAAUUUACUGGUAGUCUUAACAAAACCAAAUCCCGUGGCACCAUUUGUUGGAGAGAAAAAUUGAAGUUCAAAGCUCUGGGGGCUCAUCUCCGUCGUUGCUGUGAGAAGCCAGAGGUUGAGUUCUAGAUUGAAUUGCUGCCGGCCAGAAUUUGCUCGAUGCAGCAGACAGAGCUUUCAAGAAGGAUUGUUGCAUAUUUUCUCCUCCGUCCGUUCGCUCAUGGAAGAAGAGGUAUUCCAGUGUCGAAGAUGAAUGUCUAAGGCUUUAUCGGGCUGAAGAAGAAAUCGGCUAAAGAGCCGAAGAAGAAGGAAGCGGAUCUCCAGAAGACCGCUGGUGAUACCUUGCCGAGGGGUUCUGGUCCCUUGGGUUUGCCUGCUGAUGAGGUCGCCGGUGCUGCCAAGAGGAAAGCAGCCGGCAAGGACGCCGCCCCCUUCGACAAGAAGGCGAAGAAGCAGGGGACCGGGACGAAGGCUCCCCCGGUCUUGAUAGUCGAGGACCAGCCGACUUCUGAGCCCUCGGUUGUGGCGGCCUCGGCUUCGGUCGAAGCUCCAUCGGGCCUCUCUCCCCUGGAGGUUGUCGACCAGAAGGCGUUCUUAAGGAGCAUUGCUACGGGGAUGGAUAGGUCAUCCCUCGGCACUUAUGACGACGACUCACUCGAAGAAAAGAUCCUCCGGUCUUCCUUGACUCUUGCAUUGCCCUCGGGGAGCAGUCUCGGAGGUUAGAGGAGUGACGCCUUCAUAAGGCCGAGCAGGAUGAGAAGAUGAAACAGCUCAUCCAUCAGAAUUCCGACGUCGUAAGGCAGAUGGCCCAGCUGGAGGAGAGCCUUCGGCAGAUGGAGCUGCAAGUGAAGGCAGCUAACCGGGGCAAGGCGGAAGCCGAGAGGUCUGCUGCUGAGGCCAUGAAGAAGGCUGCCGAGGAGGCCGAGGCCGCCAAGGCAGAGGCUGUCUCCAAGGCGCGGGAGGAUGCCCUCUGUGAGUUUCUGGAGGUGGGGUGGAAGGCCGAGGGACGCAAGCAGUGGCUGUCCUCGGUUGUGGAGGCAUCUGUUGAAGAAUGGUGUGAGGGCCCCGGUGUGGAAUGGUUGGCCUGAAAGGGAAAAGAAUAUUACAAAGGGGGCGAGUUCUUUACUCAGGCCCUCAUCUACCGGAGGAUGGCCCGACACUUGAAGAUGGAGCCCAAAGAUUUUGAUCCGGCAGCAUACGGCCUUCCUCCUCUGCAGCCUGAUGUUCGCGUGCCCCUUCCCCCAGACGUUGAGAGGCCAGAUUUGGAGGAUUCAGAACUCAUGAGGGACGCCGAGGGCGAAGAGGAGGCCAGAGGGGAAGUAACAUUGAAGCAUGCGGUAGAGGAUGCCUCCGAAACCAUCAAUGUUUAGCUUGUACUUAGAAAUCUUUUGUAACAAACAUUUGUAUGCUUCCGGCUUCGGCCAUGACUGUAAACAAUUUUUUAUUCCCUGCUGAUGGAUGAAUGCCUGCCUUCGGGCCUUUUAUAUAUAAUUUGCUUUUUUC